GCAUCCCGGGAAACAGGAGAGGAAAUAGUUCCCUGGAGAAGGAUAGUUUGCGUUGGAAGAGUUCAGAAACUCUGUCCAUCCAGACCCAUGGGCUUUUUCCAGUCUGUAAAAAUCCGGGCUAGACCGUCCCUGCCAUCAUCAUCGAAAGGAAUCUGCAGCAAUAUGCUUCAAUCGUCCGUUCUAGUGGCAGUGCUACAGUACAGGAAACCAUCUGAUCCAUGUUGUCAUUUGAAACGAUUUAGUAAACGAUCAAGUGGGCAUUACUGGGGACAGAUACAGAUGGGCGAGCCUCCGCAAAACUUUUCCGUUAUUUUCGAUACCGGUGGUUCUAUCAAUUGGCUUCCAUCAAGUGCAGCAAAGAGUAAAAAGUUAAGCUUCGGAAGGGUUUACGACCGAAUUUUAUCGUCUCAAAGUCACACCCAGGGCAUUGCUCACACUGCCCGCUACGUUUCGAUCACCUUACAAGGAAUUUUGGUUACCGAUAUAUUGAAACUUGGCUCGUCAAUCCUCGAAAAUUUCACCUUUAUGGAGACACUGGAUUACAACGGACCAAGGAACCUUAUGUCUAAGGCUGACGGCGUUUUUGGGCUACGUUGUUGGGCCAGAAAGCCAGUUGUUAUGUCAAAUAUUUUGAACGUGUUGACAAAGCGUGGAAAAAUUGACCAGCAGCUGUUUACAUUUCGCUUUUGCGGCAACCCUGAAAACCCCAAAAGCGACCAUGUGGGCGAUUUGGUGUUUGGAGUGAUUCGGACUGAUUUUCAGAACAGCGAACCGACCUAUGUCAAAAUCAAGAAGCCGUGGAGAUUUUACGUCAAAAUUAUUUCAGUCGGUGAAGUUGAAAUCUGCAGUUCCUGUCAGGCGCUUGCAGACACUGGUGCGGUUAAAACAGUUGGUCCAAGACUACAAGUAGAGCAGGUGUUUUCUCAGUUCAAAAACGCCCAGAUAAAGAAAGGAGCACUCUAUGUGGACUGCAGGACGAUUAAUGACUAUCCACCUAUUCGAAUUGGCAUACAGGAGAAAUCAUUUAAUUUACGUGCGAGAGACCUUAUUUAUCAGGAUGUGCGUAAAGGCAGAGCAACCUGCAUUUUGGGCAUCCGUUUUAUUCCAGAGGAGAAGCGAACUCACUGGACCUUUGGAACUUCGAUUCUGCGUUUUUUUCACACAAUAUUUGACCACGGGAAAAAGAAAAUGGGUUUCGCAGAGGUGAAGUGUCCCAGUUGAAGAAGGGGACCGAGUUUAUGUACGACCAGUUUACCCGUCUGUGUCAGAUUAAAUAGCUUUGAGUUUUAUUUCAUGCAUAAUGUUAGAAGUUUUUUUUGUUUUUGGAUAAAUGACUUGACUUGGG
Molecule: messenger RNA, 1345 nt
Organism: Opisthorchis viverrini
Lineage: Eukaryota; Metazoa; Platyhelminthes; Trematoda; Opisthorchiida; Opisthorchiidae
Exons: 6
Coding region: 88-1221 (377 amino acids)
Biological process (GO): proteolysis
Molecular function (GO): aspartic-type endopeptidase activity
Source: RefSeq, a predicted model, not a curated record